AUACCAUAACAGACACAAUAGAGCAACUUCAAGAAAGUAGAUUUGUUGGCCUAAGUAUGGAAUCUCAGAGAGUGAACCUUCCUCCUCCCAGCACUGAUAACAAGCCAAACUACAAGUGCCCAGAAGGAUGGAAAUGCACCAUCACAAAAACUGACCCAUCUAAGAUCGGUAAACCAUUUGCAAAAUGCGAUGGCAGUGGGUGCACCUGUGUCACUGAGAAAACUGUGCAACAGACAACGGAGAGCUCUGAGGCAGCAAAAGUAUUCUGCGAGUGUGGUGAAGGUUGGUCUUGUGUUGUAUCCAAGAUUGAGGGCCCUGAAGCCGGCAAGACCUACUUUGAGUGUGGUGAAGGUUGCAUUUGUGUGAUAGAUGAAACGAACACCGUGAAGGUUGUAUGUGCGUGAGUUACACCACGAUUGUAAUGAGGGUUGCAAAAGGAAGAAAGAAAAAUUCACCACAAAAAGGAAACAAGCUUACUUGUGUCUGCUAUAAAUUUCUUCCAAAUAUUACGAAGUUUGUGCCUUACUUCUAUGUGUGUCCCCUGUAACAAGUAUGUAAAGUUUGUGUUUAGCUGCUAUUCUAUGAAUCCUACAAGUAUAUAGUGUCAGACUGUAAUUUCCUGGUGCGUAUACGUAAUAUAUUAUGUAUAAAUAAAUGGCUCUUGUCAAUUUCUCAA
This is a messenger RNA of Cynara cardunculus var. scolymus (artichoke), 676 nucleotides long. RefSeq lists its product as uncharacterized. The coding region runs from base 57 to 404 and encodes 115 amino acids. The transcript is spliced from 3 exons. The record is from RefSeq and is a predicted model, not a curated record. Lineage: Eukaryota; Viridiplantae; Streptophyta; Magnoliopsida; Asterales; Asteraceae.